UGUAUAUUUAUAAAUCAAUUUUAAUGAAAUUUAUCAAAGUUGGUGUACAGGUUUGAUUAAUCACAGACAUUCAGUUAUUCGAGGGCAUCAAAACAGAUUACAAAAUCAAAACAUCUCAAUAUGAAUUUUGUGUUUUUUCUCUUUGUUCCGCUAUUCUUUGCGAGUUUAGCGAGAGAUGUUUUAGGCAAAUUUGUCAACGAAACAACAGUCGUACACAAACGUUCUACUAUCAGAACCCAAACAGACUUUCCUAUCCCCUACACACAUGAAAUCAGGUUUGAGACAGCGUUGUUCCCUGUUUUUACUAUUGAAGGAAGGCCGGACAAUAGAGCGACAAGGUUUACCAUUGAAAUGUGUGCAGAUCGUCCCUGCCUUGAGAUCAGAGCCUUCCAGUUCAGUGCACGAUUCGAUAAACGUCAAGUGGUCAGGUCUCACAAGUUAGGGAGAACAGGGGAUUGGUCACGUCAGGAAACAAACGGCCUCAUGCCUUUCACUCGAGGGAAAUCCUUCAAAAUAAAAAUAACUACCAACAGCGGAAAGUACAAAGUUUAUGUCGACGGUAACUUCUUCUGUGAUUACAAAUUUGCAGUUCCACUUCACACAAUUAAAUUUAUUAAAAUUGCAGACCAAGUCAACAUCAAUAAACUUACAGAGCAGAUCAUCAACCCCAUUCUGAGCGAUCAAAGAUUUGCAAAGCUCUCUACUACUAGGCCCCUCAAGGCAGGAGAUGUGAUUCACCAAGAUAUUGAAGUCCACCCUGACAUUUGGUCUACUUUUGAAAACUUCCAACUUAACUUGUAUGAAAGCACCAACGACCCGGAGGAGUCAAAGAGACAUGUUGUCUUCUUGUACAGAAAAGAUGGGACAUGCUAUUUGUCGUGUUCUAACGUAAAUAGAGAAUGCCCCAUGACCUUUCUAGACAUCAGAGAUAGCAUCUUCGCCCCCUUUACAUUUUCUUACGAAGUUUCAGGAUCAGUUGUCAAGGCCUACUUCAACCGUGAAUACAAGGGGGAGGUAGCUGUGAGCAGUGGUGCACAACUGGAUGUAAUGUACUUUAACGGGAGGUUUUCUGGCCACACUGUUGAGUUCGUCCCUUCUUUGUGAGUUUAAAAUGCAGUUGGGCACCCUCGCUAUAAAC
Molecule: messenger RNA, 1138 nt
Organism: Physella acuta
Lineage: Eukaryota; Metazoa; Mollusca; Gastropoda; Physidae
Molecular function (GO): carbohydrate binding
Source: RefSeq, a predicted model, not a curated record